AUGGCAGCCGCCAAGGAGGUGCAAGAGGCUGCUGCUAGGGAUGUGGGGGAAGGGGCCACGGUGACGCUGGUGGCCGGCGACACGCGGCUGGUGGCGCACAGGGCCGUCCUGGCAGGCAGGAGCCCCGUGUUCGCCGCCAUGCUCUGCCAGGACACGCCGGAGGCCAGCAGCAGUGUGGUCGCAGUCCCCGACGUGGAGGGCCCGGUGCUGCACCAGCUGCUGGCCUACAUGUACUCCCUCCGUGCUCCCGAGGAGCCCCGCAUGGCCCCACAGCUCCUGGCAGCUGCCGACAGGUACGGCGUGUGGGGGCUGAAGGUCCAGUGUGAGGAGCAGCUGGCCAGUCAGCUGUCAGCAGAGAACGUGGCGCGCACGGCGGUGCUGGCAGUGAGGCACUCCUGUCCCAGCCUCGCAGAGGUCGCUGUAGCCUUCAUAAAAGCCAACUCGCUGGUGUUUGCCACAGCGGGUUGGGCCGAUGCAGUCCUCAACCACCCUGAUGAGGUGGUCAAAGUGAGUCAGUUGCUCGGUGGGCCACUAACAGAAACCAGGAGCCUUCCUGGAAAGGAGAGUAGCCAAGGACUGAUCCAGGCAGCUAAGGAGGGGGCGGUGGAGGAGCUGAGGGUGCUUCUCGCGACAGGGGCGAAAGUGGGGUCGAGGGACGAGGACAUGUGGACUGCUCUGCACUGGGCAGCUUAG
Molecule: messenger RNA, 693 nt
Organism: Schistocerca americana (American grasshopper)
Lineage: Eukaryota; Metazoa; Arthropoda; Insecta; Orthoptera; Acrididae
Product: speckle-type POZ protein-like
Exons: 2
Coding region: 1-693 (230 amino acids)
Biological process (GO): regulation of proteolysis; proteasome-mediated ubiquitin-dependent protein catabolic process
Cellular component (GO): cytoplasm; nucleus
Molecular function (GO): ubiquitin protein ligase binding
Source: RefSeq, a predicted model, not a curated record